ACAUACACACUGUGUUUCUCUCUCUAUCUAUAAAUCUAUAAUAGGUAGGGAAGGGAAAUGGUAUACAGUACUCUCUUUUUUUUUACGGGUUAAUAAUGUUCGAGUCAAUUUAUGUACAUUUCGAUUAAUUUUCUUUUCGGUCCAGUAAGACCCAUUAACCAAUUGGAUCUUGGUCAAUUUUUUGGAACAAAACCCCCCUAACUAACCGGACUAAACUUUAGACUGCAAUGAUUUACUUACCUACUGUUCACCCAUAAACCACCACUAACAAAAACCAAAACGCUCACCUUUUGAUCAAAAUUGAGCACAAAACCUUUAAUUGCUUUGUCCCUCCCCAUCUCUAUCCCUUUUCCCCAAAUGGGUAUGCAUCCCUAGAAGAAUCCCACCAGAUUACCGUCUAAGAUCUCCAAAAUCUGAUAAACCCCAGCUUCUUUCUCUCCCUAUAUAAAGAGAUGAAAAUUGGGUCGGAGUGAUAAAGUUUUAAUCUUUUGAUAAUUUUAUUAUUUAUUCACAUAAUUACAGCCUCCUGUCUUUGUGGGGUUCUGUGGGGUUUGAUUCAAUGGCCGCCGGUGCAGAGGUGACUGGUGAGGUUCGGUCCUCACAAGAUACUGACACUGUUAGUGGUGAUGGAAUUGAUAGCAAUGCUGAAUCUGUGACUAAUGGUGAAAAAGACUCCGAUUCGAAAUCGGAAUUCAAAAUGCAAGACAUAGUUGACAUGCUGUCCAAGCUGAAGCUGAAUCCUUUGGCCAAAGAGUUCUUUCCUUCCUACUUGUAUGAUCCUAAUCGCGAUCAGUUGGCUGCCAACAAUAUCUCUCCAUCUUACAAGAACUUGGGAACUGACAACAAUCGGAGGAGAAGAAGCGGUUAUAAUCAAGGGAGGAGGAGGUUAAAUGGGAGAGCUUUUAGAGCUCAAAGAGAAGAUAGUAUCAGGAGAACAGUGUAUGUGUCUGAAAUUGAUCAGAAUGUCACUGAAGAACGGCUCGCUGCCUUAUUUAGCAAAUGCGGACAAGUGGUUGAUUGUCGAAUUUGUGGCGAUCCUCAUUCACGUCUUCGCUUUGCAUUUGUAGAGUUUGCUGAUGACCGAAGUGCAAGAGAAGCUCUUAACCUUUGUGGGACGAUCAUUGGUUUCUAUCCAAUUAGGGUCUUACCUUCGAAAACUGCCAUACUUCCAGUGAAUCCAACAUUUCUUCCUAGGUCAGAAGAUGAGCGAGAAAUGUGUGCUAGGACGGUCUAUUGUACAAACAUUGAUAAGAUGAUUACUCAAGCUGAUGUCAAGUUCUUUUUUGAGUCGUGUUGCGGCGAGGUUUCUCGCCAUAGGCUUUUGGGGGAUAAUGUGCAUUCUACCCGUAUUGCUUUUGUUGAAUUUGCUAUGGCAGAGAGUGCCAUUGCAGCUCUGAGUUGUAGCGGAAGGCUCUUGGGAACCCAACCCAUCAGGGUAAGUCCUUCAAAGACACCUGUGAGGCCGCGUGUUCCUCGCCCUGGAGCCUGAGAUCGGUGGACGAAAGUCGGUGUAUUCCCUGUUGAGAGAGACUAUGUUGUGAUGGAGUGCAGAACUUUUGUUUCAUUUUCGUUAUUUCUGUCCUUUCCACAGCAACAGUAACUUUUCCGGCCACUGAACGAUAUCGUAACCCUGCUUCAGUUGAAGUUUUUUUCUGGGGGACGGUCCCAUUUGACUUUUACCAUCAUCCGUAUUUUCUUUUUCUCAAUGCAAUAUAUCGACUUUGUCAA
Molecule: messenger RNA, 1728 nt
Organism: Rhododendron vialii
Lineage: Eukaryota; Viridiplantae; Streptophyta; Magnoliopsida; Ericales; Ericaceae
Product: polyadenylate-binding protein-interacting protein 9-like
Exons: 10
Coding region: 560-1489 (309 amino acids)
Molecular function (GO): RNA binding
Source: RefSeq, a predicted model, not a curated record